Messenger RNA from Cygnus atratus (black swan), 3953 nucleotides. It is a transcript of the gene SYCP1, whose product is annotated as synaptonemal complex protein 1. The coding region runs from base 15 to 2903 and encodes 962 amino acids. Gene Ontology annotation, molecular function: double-stranded DNA binding. Gene Ontology annotation, biological process: chiasma assembly; meiotic DNA repair synthesis; lateral element assembly. Gene Ontology annotation, cellular component: synaptonemal complex; male germ cell nucleus; transverse filament. NCBI's taxonomy places the organism in Eukaryota, Metazoa, Chordata, Aves, Anseriformes, Anatidae. The transcript is spliced from 30 exons. The record is from RefSeq and is a predicted model, not a curated record.
UCGCCUCCGAGGCCAUGGAAAAAGGAAAGCCGUUUAAAUUGUUCGUGCCGCCGCGCCUGAGCGGCGGUCAGGUGUCUGCAGUCAAACCCCAGACCAGCUCUCGGGCCGCGGGGCUGUGUCAGGGUUUUAACAAAUGCCCAGAUGAUGAUUUUAAUUCACCUUUUGUAAUGACGAAUACACUGAACCAUGGUGAAAUCACUGAUUCAGAUGCAAUUUCACAGCAAGUAAAACUUUGCUCUGAGAUAGAUGAAGAGAAUAUAGAAACAAUGAAUGAAUUGUAUUCAAAACUCUACAAAGAGGCUGAGAAGAUCAAGCGAUGGAAAGUAACUGUAGAAUCAGAACUAAAGCAAAAGGAAAGAAAAUUGCAAGAAAAUAGAAAGAUUAUUGAAGCACAGCGUAAAGCCAUUCAAGAAUUGCAGUUUGAAAAUGAAAAACUAAGCUUAAAACUGGAAGAUGAGAUAUGUGAAAAUAAAGAUCUUUUAAAAGAAAACAGCACUUCAAGGCAUCUAUGUAACCUACUCAAGGAAACCUGUACUCACUUCACAGAGAAGUCCACCAAAUAUGAACACGAAAGAGAAGAAACAAGACAACUACAUGUGGAACUUAAUAACAACAUUGAAAGAAUGAUAGUGGCAUUUGAAGAGCUUCGUGUGCAAGCAGAGAACACCAGAUUGGAAAUGUGUUUCAAAUUAAAAGAAGAAGCAGAAAGAGUGGACAAGUUUGAAAAAGAAUGCAAACUGGAAGUCAGUAUGAAGGAGAAGCAGAUUUCAGUUCUUACCAUACAGAGUGGUGAAAAAGAUGAUGUAAUAAAAGACCUUAAGACUCAGCUGCAGGAAUCAAAAAAUAAAAUUGCAGACUUAGAAGAAGCAAAAAGACUGGAAGGGGAAAUGUUAAAAGAAUCCAAGCUCAAUCAAGAGUAUUUGAGGGCAGAACUGGAAGAAGCCAAAGUUUCAUUGCAAAAAACAGAGGCUACUCAAAAGAGCUUAGAAACUGAACUGCAGACUGCAGUGGAAACAUUAAUUCAGGUCACUCAGGAGAAAGAAGCACAGAUGGAAGAAUGUAAAGAAACUAAGGCUUUGCAUACAUCCAUGAUAGAAGAGUUCGAGACUUCUACUUCCAAUUUAAAAAGCUUGCUGCAAGAAGAACAAAAUAGAUUGAAGAAAUAUGAAGAAGAGUCAAAACUGCUUACCUUGGAGCUCACAAAUAAGUCUGCUGAGCUGGAAGAGAUGACUAAACUAAAAUGUGACAAAGAAAUGCAACUUGAACAGCUGUCAGAAACACUGGAUAAAGCUGAGGAACUUCUUGGGAAAAAGAAAGAUCUUGAGGCAACUGUUGAAAAUUUGCAGGAGAGAGGAAAAGAAAUGGAAAAUAUUCUUCACAUUAGAGAGAAAGAAACGCAUGAUUUGCAAAUACAGCUGACUAGUAAAGUUGAAAAGGAACAGAGUUACAUAGAACGACUUACGACACUGAAUGCAGAUCUUGAACGAGAGGCGCUAAAGAAUGAGCAACUAACAGUGCAUAUCAACACGCUCUUAUUAGAAAAAGAGCAAAUGGACCAAGAGAAAAGUAAUAUAGCUGCAGAACUCAGGAAACUACAAGAAAUUCAUGAGGGUGAUAGAAAAAAAGAAGAAAAUACAAAGCAGUUAGUAGAUAAUCUGGAAGAAACAAAUAGCCAGCUAAGAAAUGAACUAGAGUCUUUGAAGGAGAAGAUGGCAAAGAAAGGUGAAGAGAUUAAAAGCAAACUGGAUGAAAGUGAAGAAAAUGUAUGCCAUACUAAGAGUAUUGAAAAUGAAAUUUCAAGAAAGGAAAGGCAGUUGAAGAUUCUAGACAAUAAGUUGAAUAAUUUGAAGAAACAGGUGGAAAAUAAAACAAAGUAUAUUGAAGAGCUGCAACAGGAGAACAAGGUGCUGAAAAAGAAAAUGACUGCAGAAAGCAAGAAAACAAGUGUUUAUGAAGGGAAGGUGAAUAAACUACAGCUAGAGAUGGAAAAUAUGAAAAAUCAACAUAAGGAAACAGUUGACAUGUAUAAAAGAGAAAUUGAAGCAAAAAGAGUAACCGAAAAUAAAUUGCUUGAAGAGGUAGAAAAGAUGAAGUUACUUGCUGAUGAAGCAACAAUAACACAGAGAGAAAUGGACAUCCGAUGUCAACACAAGAUAACUGAAAUGAUGGCACUUAUGGAAAAGCACAAACAUGAAUAUGAUAAAAUGGUUGAAGAAAAAGAUACAGAGUUAAAACUAUGUAAGAUAAAAGAGCAAGAGCAGUUGUCAUUGAAAAGAACUUUGGAAAGCGAACUGUCAUGUUUGAAAAGUGAACUGUCAUCCCUUAAGGAGCAGCUUAAAGUAGAAAUUGAAGAGAAGAAAACACAGACUCAUUUUACUGAGACACCUAAACCUCAUUUAGAUCUGGACUGUACAUCUAUUAAUGUAAAAAAAAUAUUGUCUCAAAAUAUUCCUGUAAAAGUCAACAUGACAGAAAGUAAAAAAACAUCUCCUCCAGCACCUGCAAAAAGUCCCUUGGGUAGUCGAUUAUUAAAGACAUAUAUUGUAAAGACUCCCCCAGUACAUAAAAUGCAAAGUGAAAGCACAAAUCUGCUUUCAGAACAGAGGAAAAAGCAAAAAGUGCUUCUGCAGCUGGAUGCUCAGUCAGAUAGCUCUGAACAUAGUGACCUCCUGAGCAUAGUUUCAGAGGAAGAAAUGUUUAAAAAAUUAUACAAAGAUUAUCCACAAGCUUCACAAUUAUAUGCCAUGACACCAAAAAAGAAACCGACUACAUCAAACCUGAAAGCUCCAGGCUCUGCACUGAAACUUACAACUGUGAGAAAAAUGAGAGAGGCUGGGUGGACUGCAGUUUCCAAAAUGGACAGGAAAAGAAAAAUUAAAGAAGCUGAAAAACUCUUUACUUAAAAUAAAAAAAUGACUAGUGCCCAGCAUUAUUUGAUUAGUGCAACCACAGUGUUGUUAUUCUUUGAGAGUUAGUACAUUGUUGCAUUUUUCUGUCUUGUUCAGUAUGUUUAAUACUACAUUAAUUUUCUUUUUACAGAUAAACCUUAUAGACAUGGAACUACUGCAAUCUGUUGAGCAUUUUAAACAUUUCAUUCACUAUACUAUAAAAAGUCUUUUUUGAAAUUAGUCCAAAUAUGAAGAAAGCUGUUUCAAAAAAAAUAAAUCUGGCAUUAGAAAUACUGGCUGUAACAAACUUCAGUUCUGUUAUGUAAAAUUUGCUCUCUUUUUCUUAACAUAUGAUUAACAAAAGGAUAUUAUUUAGUAAAUGAAACGCUCAAGCUGCUAAAAUGCAUGCAUUUUUAUGUGAAAUUGUCUUGCUUUUUCUUUCAUAGUAAAUGUCAGAACUGUCUUUUUAGACUGUUUUGUUUGCAAUAGCUACUACUUCGGUAUGUUAGAACAGUUUUGGAACUUUUAAAAUUGGAUUUUCAAUAGUAUUACGUAGGUAUAAGAAGAUUUCAGCUUCAUUAGGAACAAAAUAUGUACACAUUUUAAGAGUGUAAACACAGUAGUAAGAUGUCAUUACAUUGUUAAUUUGAAGCAUAAACUGUGGAACCAUAUGUUGUUGCUUUAUUUAUUAGAACACAUAUAUAAAUCACCAGACCGCUUUCCUAAGAACUAACAGUUUCUCUCAUGUAAGCAUAAGAAUAGAGUAACAUAUAUUUCUGCAUUAAUCUUUAAUUAAUCUUGGUUCCACAACAACAAAAACCUGCUUCAGAGCCUAAGGAUAACAAGAAAACUGCAGGUACAUCUUAAAAAUAGUAAGAAAAAUAAAAAUCCUGGAUUCAUCUGAAGUUGGUAGCAAAUCAUGUAUUCCAUUAGUUUUCUGCAGCAGUUUUAUGUAUAAGUUAGUAUUUCAGGUUCCUUCUGACUUACCUGUUGAGCAGUGAUAUUCAUAAUAUUUUUUAUGUAUUUAAUUCAUAUUAAAUUACUAUUUACUGAUAAAUAUUUUCC